Messenger RNA from Zonotrichia albicollis (white-throated sparrow), 839 nucleotides. The record is from RefSeq and is a predicted model, not a curated record. Lineage: Eukaryota; Metazoa; Chordata; Aves; Passeriformes; Passerellidae.
CUCUCCCACAGCCCUCCCCUUUCCCCCUGGGUGUCCGACCCUUUCCCGGCUGUUUCUCCGUAAAAAUCCAACGAAAACUCCUGGAAUUCCCAUUCCCAGCCCGGUUCAGGAUGGCAGGAAAAUGCGGAGCGUGCGGGCCGGGCUAUGCCAGCCCUCUGGAGGCCAUGAAAGGGCCCCGGGAGCAGCUGCUGUACCUGCCCUGCAUCUACCGGAACACCGGGAUCGGCAUUCCCGACUUCCUGGCCACCGUGGACGUGGAUCCCAAAUCCCCUCGGUACUGCCAGGUGAUCCACCGGCUGCCCAUGCCGCACGUGGGGGACGAGCUGCACCACUCGGGCUGGAACGCCUGCAGCAGCUGCCACGGGGACCCCGGCAAGUCCCGGCGGUUCCUGAUCCUGCCCAGCCUCGUCUCCUCCCGCGUCUACGUCGUGGACGUGGCCACCGAUCCCAGGGCUCCCAAGCUCCACAAGGUGGUGGAAGCCGAGGAGCUGGCCCGCAAGGCCAACGCCGCGUUCCCGCACACUUCCCACUGCCUGGGCUCCGGGGAAAUCCUCAUCAGCUGCCUGGGGGAUCCUGAUGGCAACGGAAAAGGCACUUUCGUCCUCCUGGAUGGAGAAACCUUUGAAGUGAAAGGAAAUUGGGAAAAUGGAGGAAAAGUCCCAAAUCUGGGCUAUGACUUCUGGUACCAGCCCCGGCACAACGUCCUGCUCAGCACCGAGUGGGGUGUCCCCAGGGUCCUGGCCCAGGGAUUCAAUCCCAAGGAUGUGGAGAAAGGGCACUACGGGCGGCACAUCAACGUGUGGGACUGGCGGGAGCGGCGCCUGGUGCAGGAGCUGGAC